AUGGGCUGUGGGAACAGUAAGGUGCUGCCCGAGGCGUCCAAGAAGGGCUACGUCAGCGUGGUGCAGUCGCUCGUGGUUUUUAGUAAAAGACAUGAAGGUGAUGAGCCGAAGAAGCACAAAGAGAAGCGAAGAGGCCCGUGGUUUUCCAACAGCGACGACGGUCCUCGACCGACAUCGAGCGGCCGACAGCAAUUCACGCAAAGACGAGAACGGGACAAAGCUGCCAGCUAUAAGGACACGUUUGAGCCACGUGUCACUGCACGAUAUGACAUCAAGGCUCUGAUUGGUCGUGGAAGCUUCAGCCGCGUGGUGCGCGCCGAGCACAGGGCGACUCGCCAGCCGUUCGCCAUAAAAAUGAUGGAGGUAGCGGCCCCGCGGGGACGUGAGGUGUGUGCGUCGGAGCUGGCGGUGCUGCAGCGGGUGAACCACGCCAACGUGAUCCAGCUGAUCGAGGUGUUCCAGUUUCCGCGGCGGGUCUACGCGGUGCUGGAGCUGGCCACGGGCGGGGAGCUGUUGGACCGGGUGGUCAGCAGAGGUCACUUCACGGAGCGAGACGCCACCCGGGCCCUGCAGAUGGUCCUGGCCGGGGUGGGACACCUGCACAACCUCGGGGUCACCCACAGAGACUUGAAGCCCGAGAACCUUCUGUACUACCACCCCGGAGCCGACUCCAGGUUGCUGGUGACGGACUUUGGAUCGGCCACUUUUGGCGGCACGCUCGCAGGGUCUGAGGUUUCUAAAACUGGGGAACAACCUGGAGAAGACCGGUCGUGGUCUUUGAGGACCACCUGUGGAACCCCCGAGUACAUGGCCCCUGAAGUGUUGCUGAGGAAACCCUAUACCUGCGCGGUGGACAUGUGGGCUCUGGGGGUGAUCGCCUACAUUGUGCUGAGCGGAUCCAUGCCGUUCGAGGACGACAAUCGGACAAGACUCUACAAGACCAUAGUGAGGGGAAAAUACAGCUUCCACGGAAAUCCUUGGCCCUCAGUGUCCAACUUGGCAAAGGACUUCAUCGCGCGCCUGCUGGUGUCGGACCCGGCCGCCCGCCUCACUGCCGACCAAGCAAUCCGACACCCCUGGGUGGUCACCAUGGCAGCCGGCGCCUCCAUGAGGAACCUGCAUCGAUCUAUUUCCCAGAACCUCCGGCAGCGGGCGUCACGCGGCUCCUCCCGGUGCCCGAGCUCCGGCGACGCCAAAGAAAAAAAACCAACAGCAGCAGCAGUCAAGCAAAGCAGCUGGAAUGAGUCAGACGCCCUGAAGCCAGAGGGCAUCAGGAGCAUCAGCAACUAA
Molecule: messenger RNA, 1290 nt
Organism: Stegastes partitus (bicolor damselfish)
Lineage: Eukaryota; Metazoa; Chordata; Actinopteri; Pomacentridae
Product: serine/threonine-protein kinase H1-like
Exons: 3
Coding region: 1-1290 (429 amino acids)
Biological process (GO): protein phosphorylation
Molecular function (GO): protein kinase activity; ATP binding
Source: RefSeq, a predicted model, not a curated record